Messenger RNA from Hevea brasiliensis (rubber tree), 1410 nucleotides. Its product is annotated as cytochrome P450 71D9-like. The annotation marks the transcript as partial. The transcript is spliced from 5 exons. Gene Ontology annotation, molecular function: oxidoreductase activity, acting on paired donors, with incorporation or reduction of molecular oxygen; monooxygenase activity; heme binding. The record is from RefSeq and is a predicted model, not a curated record. Lineage: Eukaryota; Viridiplantae; Streptophyta; Magnoliopsida; Malpighiales; Euphorbiaceae.
AUGGGUAAAAUUUCAUUAAUUUUAAAACUCUUCUUUUCUUUUUCCUCUUUUUUUUCUAAUUUAAUAUAUUUCUUUUUGAACUUGAGGAUAUGGAGGAAAUCGAAAACCAGCAACUCGGCUCUUAAUUUACCACCAGGACCAAGGAAGCUGCCUUUAAUAGGGAGCUUGCACCAUUUAGCUGGGUCAGUACUACCUCAUCACAGGCUAAGAGACUUAGCCAUGAAAUAUGGACCUCUCACGCACCUUCAACUUGGUGAACUUACCAAUAUUGUUAUUUCUUCUCCUGAAAUUGUUAAACAACUGAUGAAAACCCAUGAUAUCAUAUUUUCUCAGAGGCCUUUUAUCCCUUCAGCGAAUCUUUUGAGUUAUAAUUCAACAGACAUGGCAUUUUCUCCACAUGGAGACUAUUGGAGACAGUUGGGAAAGAUUUGCUCGUCCGAGCUGCUAACUGCGAGUCGUGUGAGGUCUUUCAGACCAAUCAGGGAAGAACAAACUUCAAAAUUCGUUAGAUUCAUUUCUUCUAGUGCUAGAUCCCCGAUAAACUUUAGCAGGAUGAUGGAUUCUUUGGCCUAUAGCAUCAUUUCAAAAGCAGCCUUUGGUAAGAUAUGGAAGGGAGAAGAAGUAUUCUUGCCCACUAUCAAGAAACUUGGACAAGCUAUGGGAGAUUUUAAUCUUGCUGAUUUGUACCCUUCCAUCAACUUCCUCCAAGUGAUCACCGGAAUGAAGCCUAAACUAAAAUGGCUUCGUCAAGCAGUAGAUAAGAUACUCGAGAACAUCAUGAACAAACAUAGAACCAGAAAGGCUGAGGGGAAAUUUGUUGAUGCAGGUGAGGAAGAGGAUCUUGUAGAUGUUCUUUUGAAUAUUCAGGAUAAAGGAGAUCUCGAAUUCCCUUUAACAACGGAGAAUAUCAAAGCAGUCAUUUUGGAUAUAUUUACUGCUGGUAGCGACACAUCUUCCACGCAUGUAGACUGGGCAAUGUCAGAAAUGCUGAAAAACCCAAGAGUGAUGAUAAAGACACAAGAAGACGUAAGACGAAUUUUUGAUGCACAAGGAAACAUUGAUGAAGCUGGCCUUCAAGAAUUUAAUUACUUAAAAUUGGUUAUCAAAGAAACUCUGAGAUUACAUCCUCCUGUUCCAUUGUUAGCUCCAAGAGAAUGCAGAGAGAGUUGUAUCAUUAAUGGGUAUAACAUACCUGAAAAAUCCAGAGUCAUUGUGAAUGCAUGGACAAUUGGAAGGGAUCCCAAUUACUGGUCUGAAGCUGAAAGAUUUUAUCCAGAGAGAUUUCUUGAUAAUUCAAUUGAUUAUAAGGGUACCAACUUUGAAUUUAUCCCAUUUGGUGUUGGAAGGAGUAUGUGUCCAGGAAUAUCAUUUGGCAUGGCUAAUGUUGAUUUGAUACUGCUUUCAUACUUG